Messenger RNA from Parastagonospora nodorum SN15, 1539 nucleotides. RefSeq lists its product as hypothetical. Bases 1 to 1539 code for a protein of 512 amino acids. Lineage: Eukaryota; Fungi; Ascomycota; Dothideomycetes; Pleosporales; Phaeosphaeriaceae. The record is from RefSeq and is a predicted model, not a curated record. The transcript has 3 exons. Gene Ontology annotation, molecular function: protein serine/threonine/tyrosine kinase activity; ATP binding; protein serine/threonine kinase activity. Gene Ontology annotation, biological process: chromosome segregation; peptidyl-serine phosphorylation; protein localization to kinetochore. Gene Ontology annotation, cellular component: nucleus; spindle; kinetochore.
AUGACUUCCCAGCUUUCCUCAACAGACUAUCCGUCCUCGGUCGUCCGCCUGCGCGACGAAAUCAUAGAAGCGACCAUUUUCUGCGAUUUCUCCGGCUCCGAGGCUGGCCAUGUUUCGGGCAAGACUAUCAGAAGCGUUGCUACUGAGCACAACAUCCUUCAGGCUCUCAAUCACGAGGGAUCUCUUGCCGGCCUCGCCGAUGAAGUGAAGAGACUUGCUGCAAAAAGAUUGUCAAUCUCGUCGCCCAAGCUCUUCCUUAUAUGCCUUGUCUUGAGUAUCGAUUUAUCGUUCAUUUGGAAGCGGAGGGGUCACGAGAUUGAUUCAAGAUUCACGGAUGACAAUCUUCCAUUCAGCUCCAAGACAGACAUUGAGCUCCACGAAAGAUCUUUCUUCAAGAGCCUUAUUCUCCCAUAUCAGCCAAGCGUACUCUGUCCAGCCUUCGUAAACGGCGACUUCGAUCUGAUAGUCAAUAAUGCAGCCUCCAUUCCUAUCAAGAGGCACGGCACACACUUCCCGAGAGGUGAGAAUGGCAAAGUCUACGAGGUUUCUGUCCAUAAAGACUAUCUGUCUCUGCUAGACGCUGCAGGUAAUAUUGAUGCUGACGACGAGGGUUGGAGCCGCAAACUCGCUAUGAAGGAAAUAUCUGACGACGAUGCUGCCACUCGCGAGAUCAAACUCGUCAAGGCCCUUAAUGCUGCGAGGUUCACAAUGAAGAGCACCAUGUACCUCAUUUCUGAACUAGGAGAUCGUGACCUCAACGAAAUGUUCAGCAAAACCGACCCUCCGGAGAAAAACGACGCUGCGCGUAAGUGGUAUCAAGAUCAGUUCUUAGGUCUUGCGGAAGCGGUCAAGCACAUUCACGACAUCAACCCCAGUAUGGCUGGGUACAUCCACGAUAUCAAGCCAGCCAACGUUGUCGCCUUCGGGAAAGAUCGCCCUACUCUGAAGCUUAUCGACUGGGGCUGCGCCAACGUCAACCCGUACAUUGCUGGCAAGUCUAGCAACAAGACUGGAAAGCACGGCGACACGUGUUACAUGCCGCCCGAGGCUACCGAGAAAGACAUCAGAAGAGACGGUUCAGUUGAGAAAGAUGACAAAGGAGACGGUUCGACCAAAGACGAUGGAACAAAAGAUUCAAGCAAUGAGGAAGACGAAGAACAUGGCGACUCAAAGAAUGAGGACGACGAACGAAGCUCAUCAGAGAGUGAGCAGGAACCAAAAGUCUAUUCGCGGCCAUACGACAUAUGGUCCAUGGCGUGUCUGUACACAGACUUCAUGGCCUGGUUCACGGAAGGCAAGGACCAACACAAUGCUUUCGUUCAGGAGAGAAAGAAGAAGGGUGGUGUAGAUGACUUUCACUUCAACUACGAGAUCAAGGACGUGGUAACCGAAAAGCUCGACUUUCUGAGCAAAGAGAAAGAGUGGGAAGGUAUAGUGAAGCUUGUGCGGGAGAUGAUGAUGAUCUGGCCGAAGGACCGCUUGACUUCUGCGGAGGUCGUGGAAAGAUUGAAGGCGUGGAUCCAGCAGCUGACAAAGUGA